Messenger RNA from Morchella sextelata, 1347 nucleotides. RefSeq lists its product as uncharacterized. The transcript has 9 exons. Bases 1 to 1347 code for a protein of 448 amino acids. Gene Ontology annotation, cellular component: box C/D methylation guide snoRNP complex; small-subunit processome. Gene Ontology annotation, molecular function: histone H2AQ104 methyltransferase activity; rRNA methyltransferase activity; RNA binding. Gene Ontology annotation, biological process: rRNA methylation; box C/D sno(s)RNA 3'-end processing. The record is from RefSeq and is a predicted model, not a curated record. NCBI's taxonomy places the organism in Eukaryota, Fungi, Ascomycota, Pezizomycetes, Pezizales, Morchellaceae.
AUGAGGAAUCCCCAAGCUGGACCAGCUAUCAAUGGGAGCCGUGCGAUGAAUAGGUCGCUACCCAGACCAGACACCAUCAAGACCGUCCAUGUCUAUGAUUUUGAUAACACACUGUUCAUGAGCCCGCUCCCGAAUACAAGAAUAUGGACCUCGCCCACACUUGGUCUUUUGCAGCAGCAAGAGUGCUUCAUGAGUGGAGGAUGGUGGCACGAUUCACGUUUCCUGGCUGCCACAGGCAAAGGUCUCUUGAUUGAAGAGGAUCUUGCAUGGGAAGGCUGGUGGAACGAACCAAUUGUCGAUCUUGUAGAGCUUUCAAGAAAACAAAAUGACGCUCUCACAAUUUUACUUACCGGCCGUUCAGUCAGCGGCUUUUCAGAUCUUAUCCAACGAAUGGUCGCAAGUAAAAGGCUGAAUUUCGACAUGAUUGCUCUCAAACCAGAAACUGGUCCAAAUUUGGAACAUAUCAGAAGCACAAUACUUUUCAAGUGUAUGUUCUUGGAAGAUGUUCUCAAUACAUACCACGGUGUCGAAGAGAUUAGGAGCCCUGGGGAGAAGCCGUUAGUCGCGGAAGUGAUCCAAGUUGCCGAAAUAGCUAAAACGCUGGACCCCGUAGCCGAGCUUACCAUUACGCAAAAAGUCAUUGACGAUCACAAUACCGCCUUGGAGCCAGGCGUUCCCCCCCUACAGAUCAAGAAGAAUGUCUUUUAUACAGGUUAUCUCCUAUCGCCGUCUACAACAUCAAACCUACUAAAAAAUCUACCUCUUGCCAACGAGCCGGGAAUGAAAUUUCUGGCCAAUAAUAUCCUUAUCACACCCAGGCCAGCAAAUCAACAAAUUCUUUCAAGAGUUGGAGGAAUAGGUAACAAAGUCGAUUUCGAUGUUUUUGAGUGGGGAUAUUGGGAAAAUAAAGUAUGGGCUGCGCGUGUAAGACCUUCUGAUCGUGAUAUACCGAUCUAUACUGAGAGUUCAACACCAAUCAUCGUUUUGGCUUUACGCGGCUGGGAUGCUAGACCCGCCGAUGCCCAAAAGAUCACAAACUGGCAGCCACUCCCCGAAGAUCAGGUGCUAAGGAUAAGCACAAUUGUCGGAGAAAAAUUGCUACUUCGAAUCGAGGAGAACACUCCAGAAGAUUUCAAAUAUAAAGCCGAUAGCUAUAGAUCAUUCCACCAUCAAUCAAGGCGUGGGGUACCCAGUCGCCACAGCGGUUCCAAUCGUAGCGGAAGGGGUCAUAGAGGUAAGGGACGGGGUGGGCGGGGUGGUGGGGGAGGCGGAAGGGGUCACCACGGAGGUUUCUCGCGGCCCUUUAAUGCCCAAGACAUGUCCUUUAUGACUGAACUCUACGAAUAA